Andrographis paniculata is the source of this 2184-nucleotide messenger RNA. Its product is annotated as transcription factor MYB3R-3-like. The record is from RefSeq and is a predicted model, not a curated record. Gene Ontology annotation, cellular component: nucleus. Bases 178 to 1860 code for a protein of 560 amino acids. Gene Ontology annotation, molecular function: DNA-binding transcription factor activity, RNA polymerase II-specific; RNA polymerase II cis-regulatory region sequence-specific DNA binding. Lineage: Eukaryota; Viridiplantae; Streptophyta; Magnoliopsida; Lamiales; Acanthaceae. The transcript has 9 exons. Gene Ontology annotation, biological process: regulation of DNA-templated transcription.
UACAUAAAAUAAAAUAAAACAAGCGUUCAUUUUAGUCUUUCCUCCCUUCCUUCAACGGGCAAAGGUCCUCGCAGCUCGGAAUUUUUUCUCCCCCGAAUUGGGGGGUUUUUACAGUUUUGGCGCUCGUGAUUGAUGAGCUCGUUAUCUCAAUUUGUAAGGUGUGCAGUUUAGGGAUUGAUGGAUGGGGUGAAAUCUAAUGCCCGUCACCUGAAGAACGAGGAUAAUGUUGGUGCGAGCUCUUCUAGUCUGGAUCGUAGUCAGACCGUCGCACUAAAAUCAACUGGGACAAGUACCCCUUCUAGUAUCCGUCCAGCGCCUAGGAGAACUUCUGGCCCAAUUAGAAGAGCAAAAGGAGGUUGGACCCCAGAAGAGGAUGCUACAUUGAAAAGGGCUGUUGUAGCUUACAGGGGGAAGUGUUGGAAGAAAAUAGCUGAGUUCUGUCCGGAGAGAACAGAAGUUCAAUGUUUACAUAGAUGGCAAAAGGUUCUGAAUCCAGAUCUUGUUAAAGGUCCUUGGACUCCCGAGGAGGAUGAGAAAAUAAAAAAACUAGUGGAUAAAUAUGGACCUAAAAAAUGGUCUACUAUAGCAAAAUCAUUGCCAGGCAGAAUAGGGAAGCAAUGCCGUGAAAGAUGGCACAAUCAUUUGAAUCCUAAUAUUAAGAGGGAUGCUUGGACUUUGGAGGAGGAGCUUACUCUUCUUGAUGCACAUCGGGUUCAUGGAAAUAAAUGGGCCGAGUUAGCUAGGCUCCUACCUGGAAGGACUGAUAAUGCAAUCAAGAAUCACUGGAAUAGUUCUCUGAAGAAAAAGUUAGAGUUUUAUCAGGCUACAGGGAACCUUCCUUCUGUUCCUAGACUUGUCUCCUUAACUGUGAAUACCUCCUCAGUAGAAGCACUACAUGAUGAUCAAAAGAAAGGAUCAAAGUUAACCAGCUUGGGUUCAUGCGAAGCUGCUGAUUUGUGUGAAGUUGGAGAUAGGAAGGAUAGUUCAGAGGAUAAGUCCGAUGAUCAUAAUACUGCCACCCUUCAGCAGACUGAUUCCACCGAUAUAGGGAGCAGCAAUGAGGUGACGAUUUCAGAAUUAGAUACUGUUAAUCAAAGCGUGGAAUCUGAGUUUGAGAGACUGAAAAUAAGUUGUGAGGGUGAUCAAUAUCAUCUUAUUGGGGCAUCAGUGCAGGAUGAUAUGUUAGGAAGGACGCUAUCCUAUACACCCCAUAGUUAUGGACAACCACAUUUGACCCUUGAAAAGAUUUCCUCAAUGCAGGAUGAUACAUUAGGAAGGUCGCCAUCUUAUAAGCCCCACAGUUAUGGACAACCACAUUUGACCCUCGAAAAGAUUUCCUCAAUGCAAUUUCUGUCAGACACUAGUCCUCCCAGAGUACCUUUGUUUACUCCACCAAGUGUAAGAGGCAGUAGCUUUUCCGAACAAUCGCCUGAAUCUAUACUGAGGGUAGCCGCAAAAAGUUUUCCUAAUACUCCAUCCAUACUAAGGAAAAGGAAGUUGGAAGUGAAGUUUAAGGAAACAGUUGAAUCCAACGAUGAGAAAAGUCACAAGACUAGUUCUGAGAGUACUGAAUUAAAUAACAAGAGAUUAUGUGCAGAUCUUACUUCAGAUUGCAGAGAUGAAUCAAGCAGCUCUAAGUCAUAUGAUUCAUCUCCUCCUUAUCGAUUAACAUUCAAGAGGAGUUCAGUCCAUAAAUCUCUUGAAAAGAUGCUUGAUUUUACUACUACCAUGGAGCAAGGAUGUUGUGACAACAACAAAAUCUCUGAAGACUCUAAGAUCAAAAGAACUCUUCCUGUGACAAAGUUCUACACACGUCGAAGGUGGCGUUCAACAUCUUCUUGGGGUACUAAAUGUAAUUGAAGAGAAGCGGAAAGAACAGAAGAGACCUGCCUCCAUCUUUGCAUCAGUAUCAGGCCAAGGGAGAAUAUUGUUAGUGGAUGCUAGGGUAAAUUAUUAGUGUUGUGUUUUUUUUAUUUAUCUAUCAAGAGUUGUGCUUUUAAUUAAGCUGUGUAACUGAAUUGUAUAGAGUUCUACAUCUACUCGGGCAGAGAAUGUUCCCUGUUUUGCUAUUAUAAAAAAAAAAAAAACAAAAAAAAAAAAAAAAAAAAAAAAGAAAAGGAAAGAGAAGGAAAAGAAAAGAAAUUCAUUGCAGUUGCUGUUUAUUUACAGAACUUAUUAUUGGUU